Molecule: messenger RNA, 813 nt
Organism: Penicillium macrosclerotiorum
Lineage: Eukaryota; Fungi; Ascomycota; Eurotiomycetes; Eurotiales; Aspergillaceae
Product: SDR family NAD(P)-dependent oxidoreductase
Exons: 4
Coding region: 1-813 (270 amino acids)
Molecular function (GO): oxidoreductase activity, acting on the CH-OH group of donors, NAD or NADP as acceptor
Source: RefSeq, a predicted model, not a curated record
AUGAGCCCACGUCUGUCCAACAAAGUUAGUAUUGUGACUGGCUCAUCUUCGGGACUUGGCCGUGCUAUAUCUCUAAGGUAUGCCAGAGAAGGAGCCAAGGUUGUUUGUGCGGAUCUAAGACCCUCCGCUCGCCUGGAAGGCAUAGAAGAAAAUGACAUCAAUACACAUGAUUUAAUCAAGCAGAAUGGAGGAGAUGCGAUAUUCAUCCGCACCGAUGUCGGCGUUGCGCAUGAAAUGGAAGCCCUUGUCAAAGCUGCCAUAACUGAAUAUGGAAGAUUAGAUAUAAUGGUCAACAAUGCUGGCGUUUGUCUAGAAGCUCUGAACCCCCGUGCAAAAUGCCACGAGACCAGCGAAGACUUGUGGGAUACAACCAUGAGAAUAAAUGUGAAAUCAGUCUUUCUAGGCUGCAAAUAUGCUACUGCACAGAUGCUUGCACAAGAGCCUCACCAGUCCGGAGAUCGUGGUUGGAUCAUCAAUAUAUCUUCUAUCAUGGCCUUGAUCGGAGGGCAAUACAACCCAUCUUAUUGCGCGUCCAAGGGAGCUGUCAGUAGUCUGACUCGCCAAGUAGCACUAGACUAUGCUUCAUCCAGAAUUCAUGUUAACGCCAUUUGUCCAGGCUAUACCCAAACCGCAAUUUUCAAGGAGACGACUGAGAGGGGGACUUCUUUAACGGACUUGGAACGAAAACAUCCAUUCAACGGCCCCGGCAUGCCGAGCGAUAUUGCUAACGCUGCUGUCGUCCUAGCAAGUGAAGAUGCGAGCUGGAUUACUGGGAUAUCCCUUCCUGUUGACGGUGGCUACACCGCACGAUAA